Messenger RNA from Pistacia vera, 720 nucleotides. RefSeq lists its product as uncharacterized. The coding region runs from base 1 to 720 and encodes 239 amino acids. The transcript has a single exon. The record is from RefSeq and is a predicted model, not a curated record. Lineage: Eukaryota; Viridiplantae; Streptophyta; Magnoliopsida; Sapindales; Anacardiaceae.
AUGGCGGCCGCGUCUUCUUCAAAUGAGUUCCAUUACAAAAACAUGCCAUAUACGGUGUUGGUACCAGAGAAUUAUGGGUCGUCAGGAGAAUCUACAAGCGCAAGAACAAAUAAUAUUCUUCAGGUUGUCACAACCUUAAUUUCGAUUAUGAUUUUUAGUUGUACUUUGAUUAUGGUAAUGACGUCCUCUCUUGGUCCGAAACCGCCCCUUGUUCAAAUAAACUCCCUAACUCUUUCAAAUUUUACUGUAUCAAAUACAAAGUUAGCUGCCCAAUGGGUGGCUAAUAUCUCUGUGUACAACCCUAAUGUCGCCUUGGAACUCUCAUUGGAACGUAUCGAGAGCAUGAUAUUUUAUAAAGAAAACGACGCAUUAGCAAUUACAUCAGUUGAUGGAUUCGACUUGGAGGUGAAGGAAGGAAAAAAUUUGAAAAUGAAAUUUGCAACAAGUGGGUACGAGGGCGAUCAACCGAUCGUAGAGUAUCCGGUCUUGAGAGACAUUGAAGAUGCUAAAAAGAAUGGAAUGGUGCGUUUUAGCAUGAGAUUGAGCAUCUGGACAACGUAUAAAGCUAAGUAUUGUCUCACUUGGAGAAGACGAUUUCUUGUGAAUCCUUAUUGUUUAGGGUUAAAUGUUAGGGUUUUAGCAGGAAAUGGUAGCUUGACUAAUAAUAUUGGAGGAGAAAACAGUUUUUGUGAUGUUGUUGUAAGGCUCUCUGAUUCAUGA